AUGGGCCUAAAUGAGAAGCCCAAAGUUGGAAUCUAUUGUAGACGUUAGUUAGCCUAAAACCCUUUGCCAAACACGAAGCUCAAACAUCUCCGACCUCUGUUCGCCGUCUUGAGUUAAUAAUCCUCCUCACCGAUCUCUUUCACCGGAACUCUCACAUAAGAGAGACGAUGAGUGGGUUUAGAGCAUUCAAAGCACAGGUGCCCAUUCAAUGGAGCGAGAGCUUGUACAUAACCUUAGUGAGAGGUCUCCCUGGAACCAGGAAGCUUCACAGGCGUACCCUCGAGGCUAUGGGACUCCGCAGAUGCCAUCGCACUGUUUUGCACUCUAACACUUCUUCCAUUAGAGGAAUGAUUCAACAGGUUAAAAGGAUGGUUGUUGUUGAAACAGAGGAGAUGUUCAAAGCUCGCAAAGAAGCUGAAGCCAACCACAAAGCUCUCCGCCCUCCGCUUGUUGUCAGUCAUUCAAUCCCUGCAACAGGCUCAUCCAACAUGUCUUGAGAAUUUCAGAGGAUGGUAAAGCUCUCCAACCGUCACCUUUUUAAGUUCCAUUUGCAUCUGUAGUGGCCUUUUAUUUAAGGUCCCGGUAAGAAGGAAGCCAUAAGUAGUCUAGACGCAAUAAGAAAUGUGGGUGUCAAUGGGUUUGGUGCCUCUUAUACGCUGGAUACUUGUCUAUGUUUGAUCUCAUUUUGUCAAAUCCAUCUGUUUGGUUACUUUUUGUGUGUUUCAGUGUUUGGAAUGGGCAAACUUGUUUCUCUUUUA
Brassica napus (rape) is the source of this 758-nucleotide messenger RNA. RefSeq names its product 50S ribosomal protein L30. The transcript is spliced from 2 exons. Gene Ontology annotation, molecular function: structural constituent of ribosome. Gene Ontology annotation, biological process: translation. NCBI's taxonomy places the organism in Eukaryota, Viridiplantae, Streptophyta, Magnoliopsida, Brassicales, Brassicaceae. The record is from RefSeq and is a predicted model, not a curated record. Gene Ontology annotation, cellular component: large ribosomal subunit; mitochondrion. Bases 168 to 497 code for a protein of 109 amino acids.